AAAUCUUGCUGUCUGUGACCGCAGAUGGCGGGCGAGAAGGCGCCGGAGAAGAAGCCAGCUGAGAAGAAGAAGCCGGCCAAGAAGAAGGCAGGGGAGAAGAAGCCGGCGGAGCAGAAGCCGAGCCAGAAAGCAGCAGGGGACAAGAAGAAGAGGGUGAAGAAGUACCAUGCCAGCCGUAACCCCGUCCUGGCCCGCGGCAUCGGGAGGUAUUCCCGCUCAGUCAUGUACGCCAGGAAAGCCAUGUACAAGCGCAAGUACACGGCUCCAGAGACAAAGAUAGAGAAGAAGAAGAAGGAAAUGCCCCGUGCCACCAUCACUAAGCCAGUGGGUGGAGACAAGAAUGGAGGCAGCCGGGUGGUUAAAAUCCGAAAAAUGCCCAGGUAUUACCCCACGGAGGACGUUCCCCGGAAGCUGCUGAGCCACGGCAAGAAGCCGUUCUGCGAGCACAAGCGGCGCCUGCGGGCGUCCAUCACCCCCGGCACGGUGCUGAUCCUGCUCACCGGCCGGCACCGCGGCAAGCGUGUUGUGUUCCUGAAGCAGCUUGAUACUGGCCUUCUGCUUGUUACAGGCCCCCUGGCUGUCAACCGUGUCCCCCUGCGCAGGGCCCACCAGAAAUUUGUAAUUGCCACAUCCACAAAGGUGGAUCUCACUGGGGUGAAAAUUCCCAAGCAUCUCACUGAUUCCUACUUCAAGAAGAAGAGGCUGCGGAAGCCCAAGCACCAAGAAGGAGAGAUCUUUGACACUGAGAAAGAAAAAUACGAGCUGACGGAGCAGCGCAAGACAGACCAGAAGGCCGUGGAUUCCCAGAUCCUGGCACGGAUCAGGAAGGUGCCUCAGCUCCGAGGGUACCUGCGCUCCACAUUCUCUCUCUCAAAUGGAGUUUAUCCUCACAAAUUGGUGUUCUGAGCCUUCUGGAAGCACCACAUUAAACUCCAAGGGAAAAAAAAGCA
Messenger RNA from Cyanistes caeruleus (blue tit), 950 nucleotides. The record is from RefSeq and is a predicted model, not a curated record. NCBI's taxonomy places the organism in Eukaryota, Metazoa, Chordata, Aves, Passeriformes, Paridae.